Anopheles stephensi (Asian malaria mosquito) is the source of this 6215-nucleotide messenger RNA. RefSeq lists its product as uncharacterized. The transcript is spliced from 2 exons. Lineage: Eukaryota; Metazoa; Arthropoda; Insecta; Diptera; Culicidae. Bases 1120 to 5997 code for a protein of 1625 amino acids. The record is from RefSeq and is a predicted model, not a curated record.
CGCAACACUUCCCAGUCAGUCAGUUCGAGACGGUUGGUCGGUACGCAGCCUCACCGGGAUCGUCAGAAUAUCCAACCGGGAACUCAAUCGUGCUCGUGAUCGCUAGUGGAUGUGUUUGUUGGUGUGAUUAUAAAAUCAAGUGAAAAGUCGAAGCAAACGCACGUAAUACUAUACUGUCCACUUGUGAAAGGAAAUAUGUGAUAAAAGAAGAAAACAGAGAGGAGAAUGUGAAAUAGGAGUGAAAAAGGCUAGUGCAAUUAUAUUCGCGUGAAAAAGGAGGGGGAAAAACACCAAACCGUGACACAACCGUUACACCGUCCUGUCAUGUAGCGAGCGCGUUAAUUGAAAGUGAAACAAGUUGAAAAACACCCACAAAAAUUUGGCAAAAGAAUUCUGCAGCUCCGAGGGGGGCGAAAAAUCGAAUAUUCAAACCGUGAAGUGAAGAAAAAAGGCUCGAUCUGCUCGGUCAGUGUAACCGGGCCGGGAAACGGGAAAGUGAGAAAGAAUUUAAGAUAUUUUUAGCAAAGCAAGCCAAACAAAAAAGCCGACCAACAAACGGAAGGUAGUACUUCCCGCAACUAACUGGUGAAUUAUUCGCGACCAACAAACUUUUUUUUUUCUUUUUCGCUGCCAACAAACUCAUCAGGCGACGAAGCAGCAGCAGAAAAGUCACGAAACAUCCAUCAAAACAGUCGAUCAUUUCGGUUGAAUCGGAAGGCGUGAUCGUGGCGCGGGGAAGUGAAGUGACGACCAACGAUCUGCUAAAUGCCAACAGGAUACACGCAUAUUAGUAACGAGUUUGGCAUUUUAUACGUGCGCUGUGAAGUUGUGAAGGGAAGUGUGCAACGGAGAGACCGGGAAGAACUCAGCGGUACGAAUGCAUAAGGGCUAAGCCGAAAAUAAACAUUCCGGUUACGACGAUUGCGUUACGCAUCUGACUCACGUGCGUCUGUGUGAGACGGUCAGAAGUUUAGAGGAAUUUCGGGCACGGACUUUGGACUUUGCACGAGGCAAGAAAGUUGGAGUUAUUGGAAUGACGGCCUGCUAAACCUGCCAGAGUAAAGCGAUUGAUCGUGUAAAAGGUUUCCAUUUUCUCAAGCACCGCCCAAGAACCUCACAAUGUCGUUCUGUCGCAUCACGGGCAAAUGUCGGUCGCUACCGAAGCCCAACUACUUCCCGAUGCUGCCGCCCAUCUCACCGGCCGCAGCCAAACGGUUCUGUCGCGUGACGGGCAAAUCGUACGGUCUGCCAUCCCAUCACUUCAUCCCGGUAUCGCUCGUCAAACGUUCGGCCGGUGCCGAUCGCUGCCGGGUAACGAACGUUUCGGCCGAGCUUGAACCCCACCACUACCAGCCCGGUGCGUACGGUCGACGUCGGCACGAGGUGCUGUGCGCGUUCCGCUACGUACUGCCCGUGCUGGACGAUAGUGACGAAGCGCAGCGCAAUCUUACCACCAUACUGCAGCAAAAGACGAAACCACUCGAACAGAGCCUGUACGUCUAUCGCGUGGAUGAGCGUAACUUUGGGCUCGUGUUCCCAGCCCGCUUAGAAGCCGCCGUCCGGGAUGGUGAUGUACGCGAUGUACUGCUGGCGAAAGAAUCCGACAAACUGUUGAUUAAGCUACGCAAAGGCAACAGUGUGAGCGUUCCGCUUCAAAGCUUCGAACACACAGCACACGAACCGGAUGCACUGUACGAAGGUGAAGGUCCACGGGACGAUGUGAUCAAGCGGCGGGAGAAGGAGGACGCCAAACGCCCUAAACCAAAGUCCAAAUCGAACCUGUCGAGCAUUGCCAAUAUCUUCGAGAGUAAGGAACGGGUCGAAGAGGAACAGAUCGAGCAGGAGCAACGGUUCAUCGAGGAGCAUCGGGAGAAGGCGGCACGUCUAGCGUCGGAACGACGCGAACGGCAGCGAGCGGAAAAGUUGCAGGCUUUACGGCUAAAUGAGCACCUGCUCGAGCAGGACCCGGAACUGGGUGAUCUGGUGAAACCGCUCAUCGAAUCCUGGGACUGGAGCACCCUAGAACGGGAAGCGGCUGAUCGGAAUGCGGAAAGUGAAGGUGUUCGUAGUACGGUCAGCGCCCUACCGAAACCACUCAAUGUGCUUCCCGUGGUGAUCAACGCUCGCAAGUUGACGGUGGAUGAAGCUCAGCUGGAGCACUGUUCCGGGUUGGAAGCAGCAUCAUACGUAGGCACAAUCACCCCAGCAAAGGUGGACCUAAAACCGGACAGAAUCGCCGCAAUCAAUGCACUGACACCCGAAAUGCUAAGUCAACUCGCACAGCUGGAAGAUCGCCUUGCAGCGUCAGCUGAGCUGUUGCCCCAUCUCGAUGACUUAGCCUCCGUAAUGUCACACCUGGGCCAGGCACAGCCAACCGAAGUCGAUGGAGUUCCGGGUGUGAAACUGAUCGUCAACCACCAAUCCGUGUUUGUCCCAGGGCAGAUGGUAAUGGUCGGUGGUAAGCCUACCUUCGUACCGGGUCAAUCACUACCCAGUUCGAGCAGCGGUUCCUCGAAUGAGCUCGAAUUUAUCCCCGGUGUCACGAUAACCGGACACGACGGUACGAUCCAGUUUAUCCCCGGUGAAGUAACCACAGUGCGUGCAGGCAGCAAACAACCAUCGGCAACAUUCGUGGCGGGUAAAGUGAUCGAAGGGCAAGGCUUUGUCUGUGGGCAGGUGCUCUCGGUGAACGGUGAACCACGGUUCGUGCAGGGACAAACGAUUGUAACGCCGGAGGGUGUGAGCAAGUUUAUUGCCGGUGUUGUAGACGAACGUACGGGUCAGUUUGUACCGGGUCAACCGAUCGAAACUCCGGACGGGUUGCGCUUUGUCCCGGGGCAAACAAUCACUGUGCAAGGUCGGGAACGAUUCAUCCCCGGCCAGAAUGUGCCGAAUCCGGACGGGAAAGGUGAGCUAGUGUUCGUGCCGGGACAGACGGUGAGCGUUGCUGGUGGUGAGGAUCGUUUCGUGCCUGGUAAAACGAUCGUAACAGCAGAAGGGUCUCGAUUCGUGCCCGGACAGUACGUCGGCGAUUCGUUUGUGCCUGGAAUCGUGGAUGCUGGUGGACGUUUCGUGCCGGGUGUUAACAUCGAAACGAAGGAAGGCUCCAAGUUUGUUGAGGGACAGAUCGUACACACGAAGCAUGGCGAUGUGUUUAUGCCCGGCACUACCACGGUCGGACCGGCCGGUGAAGUGUCUUUCGCGCUGGCUUCAACCAUCGAUGCGGUACGGUUCAGUGAGGCAUCGCCGGUGGGGCUGGUGGUAGAUGGUGAUCGGCUAGCAAUCGAAGAACCGUCACUGUGUGUGUUUGGACAUCUGGUACAGAACGAUACGGGGGUAGAGUUCUACCCCGAGCGUAUUGGACGCGAGCAUCUUCCGGCGGGAAAAGUUGUGCCUGGCAAGUUGGUGAAACAGCUCGCCGAAUCGAAGUUCAUCCCCGGCAUCAAGACGGAAGAUGAUGGCUUCAUCCCGGGGCAGGUGGUGUUGACCGAUAGGGGCGAACAAUUCGUCCCCGGGCAGGUGAUUGAAACGUCCGAGGGUAUGAAGUUCGUGCCGGGGCAGAUUAUCGAAACGAAGAGCGGUCCCAAGUUUGUGCCGGGACAGACGAUGGAAACACCCGACGGGCCAAGGUUUGUACCGGGACAGAUCAUUAAUACGCGUGUCGGUCCAACCUUCAUACCGGGUCAGGUGAUCAGCACCGAUGAUGAUGGGGAGAAGUUUGUCCCAGGUCAAAUCGUCGACACGGACGAUGGACCACGGUUCGUACCGGGACGGGUUGUGGAAUCGGAGAACCGUGUCACCUUCAUCCCGGGUCGGAUCGUACAGACAGCCGAUGGACCGCGGUUUGUUGCGCCGGAUCUGAAAGACAACGAAGACGGCGACGAAGAGUUCUCGGUGCAGAGUUUCACUGUGACGCCCGAGGAGUUGAAGCUGCUGAAACCUAGCCAACCGGCUUACGGUGGAGCUGUUUCGGGCGAGAGCACACUGGUAGUUAGUUUGGACAGUACGAUCUUGCAGAGCUUGGCACAAUCGGGAAUGCCCAUCGGACGACAGGUAGAAGCAUCCGCCGUCGAUUAUGUGCUCGAGAGCACAAAGGAACGUAAAGCCUUACAACAGUUCCUGGCCGAGAAUAGCUUGCCUGGAGCAAAGCUGGACGUGCUGGAGAGCAUUUUUGAUGGAUUGAAGCAGGUCUGCCGGAAGGUGGAUCGCGAAUCCCUUCAGUACAGCGAUGCCAACGCACCAAAGGAUGAGACGGUUUGUAAUGGAUCGAUCGGGGUGGUGGAAGCACUUGCAGCUAGCUUGGCCACAAUUCUGACCAGCGAAUCUCAAGCCAACUCGGAUCCGAACGCCCCUGAGCGGACGAUGUACGAGAUGAUCGCGGAAGCGAUCAAGGCUUCCACGGGAGAGUAUACGGUGGAAGAGCUGCAGCAUGUCAUCCAGUCACCGGAAGCGGUGGAUUACCUGUUCGGUGCCGUUAAUCGAACCAUUGUCAAGAACAACAUCGAUCAAAAGCUAAGGACGCUGACGGCACUCAUGGAGGAGGAACCGAUGGGAGAGGAUGCGGAAGCUGGUGUUGGUUCCCUGCCGACAGGAGCCAUCGAAGAGUUCUGCGAGCUGCUCGAUAAUGGUGGAAUGUCCGAGGCGUUUGUGAAUCUGCUCAAGAAGGACGAGAACUUGUUCCGAUCCAUCGUUACCAGUCUGAAGAGUUCCGGUGUGGUGGAGGACAGUGUGAACAUCUCGGAAAUCCUACAAACAGCACUGGUAGAUAGCAUCCAGGAGCGAGCACAGGCAGCACUUGUGGAGUUGGUAGAAGAUCCUCGAUCACACGACGCCCUGCGCACACUGCUUCGCAAAUCGGAAGGUCUAGCACACGCCCUUGGCCACGCUAAGGAGGCGGAAGCUUUGCAGUACCUCCUCACACAUCCGGCCGCUUUGCGCGAUCUCCACAAGGAGGAUGAGCUGUUCACGAUCAUCAAUCGAGUGUUGAUCAUGGAACAGUUGGCGGAAGAUGAUGACGAGUAUCGGGAGCUGAUGGACAGUCUCGAGCGUACACCGGCCCAUGCCACCAAGAGCGACAAGCUGCGAGAACUCAUCCGACAGAGUGGUGCACUGUCCCAUGCACCCGCCCGACGCCCGGUGAUCGAAUCUUCCCGUGAUGUACCACUAUCGCUGUUCUACACCAACAAUCAGCUAGCGAUCGAAGAGUUCUUCCUCAAGAGUGGACAGUGCCAGCGGCGCCAGUUCCCGAAAGCGUUCCUGAUCAUCAAGCGCGGCAUUCAGGCGGUCAUACCGCGUGAGUCUAGCCACGAAGUGUUGGCUGGGAAGAUCGCUUACACGGUGCUCGACGAGGACGGCAUCCGUCACUUCCAGCCGAUGAAUGUGCUGUCCGCGCUGCGCAUCACACCAAAGUUCCUGCACCGGUUCUCGAUGUACACCUGCGAGAUGCAGGAAGAACCCGACUACGAAACGCUCAGCAGCAGCGGCAGCAGCAGUCACGACGCGUUGGAUAAGGUGGAUGAGGGCGCUUACUACUAUCGGCCACUGUCCAGGAGAGGAUCGCUACGCGUGCCCACAACCAACGCCCACAACGUUAGUGCACACCGGAAGCUCGAACGUCAGGAAUCGUUUAGCCCACGGUUGGUUAGCCGUAAGCUUCCCCCCGUGAAUGGAUAUCACCCGGUGGGUUCGUUACCACCUCUGCAACCACUCUACCAACCGCUACACACCUUCCCCACCGUCAUCACGCACCACCAGCAUCUGCAGCAGCAUGUACCCCCGCGGCAGCACCAACAGCAGCACCAUCAUCAUCACAGCCAGCAUUACCAACCCGCGGCAGACAAUGUUAAGCAGACUCUACCAAUGGCAAUGAGGAUAGCGAUCAAGGCCUCGCUGGCACAAGGCCGCGACCCAUCAUCGACCUGCUAUCGGUCCAGCAGCCGGGACUCGAUCCACCGAUCAUCGUCCCGUGCGAGCGUCCACGACUGGAACUGGAAGUGAUCAACUGGUGUGCGUGUGUGUCGACUGAUCGACUGUGCUGUUUGACAGCUGUCACGAUUCUAUAUCGUUUGAUCUUGUUUACUAUGGUUAGUUAGUUAGUUUGUUAAGUAACCGAUACUGGAAACCCUUCCUGAAGAGCUGAACUGAUCUAGCAGCUCUAAAGGGAACCUGCAAAUUACACCCAACAAUAAAACAACCAUAUCGCUCCACAGAGAAAA